Messenger RNA from Malassezia restricta, 537 nucleotides. Its product is annotated as magnesium-dependent phosphatase 1. Bases 1 to 537 code for a protein of 178 amino acids. The record is from RefSeq and is a predicted model, not a curated record. The transcript is spliced from 5 exons. Gene Ontology annotation, molecular function: acid phosphatase activity. NCBI's taxonomy places the organism in Eukaryota, Fungi, Basidiomycota, Malasseziomycetes, Malasseziales, Malasseziaceae.
AUGGAGGCACGUUGGCCCCGACUGGUCGUAUUCGACUUGGACUACACGCUAUGGCCCCUGUGGGUCGACACGCACGUCGAUCCGCCCCUCAAGCGUACGCGGCACAUCAAUCAAGUGGUAGACAGGGGCGGACAGCCACUAUCGUUCUACGAUCCAGUUCCCGAGAUUUUGUUCCAACUUCGUCAGAACAACGUGAAGAUCGGCGCCGCGUCGCGCACACAGGCACCCAGCGUCGCUAAGCAGGCACUCGCGGGCUUGAUGAUCAUGCCACCGGCGUCGCAGGAGCCGCCCGUGUCCGCCCUGUCGCUCUUUGACUACAUGGAGAUUUACCCAGGCUCGAAAGUGGCGCAUUUCCGACGCCUAGCGCAACUUUCCGAGAUUCCAUUCCAUGAUAUGCUCUUUUUUGAUGAUGAGCACCGCAACGCGGAAGUCGAGUCGAAGCUGGGUGUCAAGUUUGUGCUCGUCGGCACACAGGGCCUCGACCGCGCCACCUUUGAUCGGGGCAUUCGCGCGUGGCGCGAACGCAGCGCCCCUUAG